Sphenostylis stenocarpa is the source of this 2298-nucleotide messenger RNA. NCBI's taxonomy places the organism in Eukaryota, Viridiplantae, Streptophyta, Magnoliopsida, Fabales, Fabaceae. The record is from the annotation of a GenBank genome assembly.
AUGUACGAUGUGUUCAUCAAUUUCAGGGGAAAAGACACUCGAGAGAAGUUCGUUUCUCAUCUUCAUUAUGCCCUCUCAAAAGCUGGAGUCAACACUUUCCUUGACGAUUCGAGUCUGCAAAGAGGAAAUAUGCUGAAAGCUGAACUCAAACGAGCAAUAGAAUGGUCUCGAAUAUAUUUGGUUGUUUUCUCCAAAAACUAUACUGAAUCUACUUGGUGUCUUGAUGAACUUGAACAAAUCAUGGAACGCGAGAAACUUUCUCACAGAAAGAUAGACAUAGUGCCCAUAUUUUACGAUAUCGAUCCAUCCGUUGUACGUCAUCAGUCUGAUAAUUUUGGAAAAGCUUUGAAAGCAACUGUGAAGAAAAGAUAUUCAGGAAAAGAAGCAGAACUCGUGUUGUUCAGGUGGAGCCUAGCACUCACCAAAGCUUCGAAUUUCUCUGGUUGGAAUGCGAAGGAUUACAGAGGCUAUGUUACGAAGAUAUUAAAUGGAUGUGGACUACAUGCUGAUAUUGGAAUAGCAGUUCUGAUAGAGCGUAGUCUCAUAAAAGUUGAAAAUAACAACAAACUAGGAAUGCAUCCUUUGCUGCAAGAUAUGGGAAGAGAGGUAAUAUGUGAAAGUUCAAGGCACGAACCAUGGAAGCGUAGUCGAUUGUGGUCUCAAGAAGAUGUUCUUGAUGUACUCACAAACAACACUGGGACAGAAGCUGUUCAGGGAUUGGCUCUGAAAUUGAAUUUUACCAGCAGAGAUUGCUUUGAAGCUUCUGCCUUUAAAGAAAUGAAGGGAUUGAGACUGUUGCAACUUGAUCAUGCACAACUCACCGGGGAUUAUGGGUAUCUCUCUAAGCAACUGAGAUGGGUAUGUUGGCGAGGGUUUCCUUUUAAAUACAUUCCUAACAACUUUGAUCUGAAAGGUGUAAUUGCAAUGGAUUUAAGACAUAGUACUCUUAGGCUACUCUGGAAGAAAACCCAGGUUUUGCAGAGUCUAAAAAUCCUCAAUCUUAGUCAUUCCAUACACUUGACAGAAACCCCUGACUUUUCAGGACUACCAAGUCUUGAAAAGCUCAUUCUCAAAGAUUGCCCAAGUUUAUGCAAGGUACACCAAUCCAUUGGUGAUCUCCAGAAUAUUCUAUUUAUAAAUUUGAAGGACUGUACAAGCCUAUGCAAUCUCCCAAAAGAGAUAUAUAAGUUGAAAUCCUUAAAAACUCUCAUUCUAGCUGGUUGUUCGAAUAUUGACAAACUGGAAGAAGAUAUAGUGCAGAUGGAAUCCUUAAUAACUCUAAUUGCUGAGAAUACUGCUGUGAGACAAGUUCCUUUUUCAAUAGUAAGCUUAAAAAGCAUUGGAUAUAUAACCCUGUGUGGAUAUGAAGGACUGUCACGCAAUGUUUUUCCUUCUAUCAUUCAGUCUUGGAUGUCACCAACAAUGAAUCCUCUAUCUGGUAUCAAUUUGUUUUCUGGCACUUCUUCAUCUCUAGUUUCCAUGGAUAUUCAGAAUAGUGUUUUGGGUGAUCUGGCACCAAUGCUUAGCAAACUUUCAAACCUUCGAAGUGUUUUGGUGCACUGUGACACAGAGUUUCAACUAUCUAAACAAUUGGGAACAAUUCUGGAUGAUAUGAAUAAUGUAAAUUUGUCAGAAGUAGAAAACACAUCACAUACAUCACAAAUUGUACACCAUUCCUUGGAGUCUUUCUUGAUUGGAAUUGGAAGUUACAAAGAAGUCUUCAAUACUCUCAGCAAAAGCAUAUCCGAGGGAUUGACAACCAGCGAAUCUUUUGAUGUUUUUCUCCCUGGUGACAAGGAUCCAUUUUGGUUGGCCCAUACGGGUGAGGGACACUCAGUGUAUUUCACUGUGCCUGACGAUUUUCGCAUGAAGGGAAUGACUUUGUGUAUUGUGUAUUUAUCAACCCCAGAAAACACAGCAAUUGAGUGUCUUGUUAGUGUGUUAAUGGUUAAUUACACAAAGUGCACGAUCCAGAUAUUCAAGCGAGACACAGUAAUUUCCUUUAACGAUGUAGAUUGGCAAGGCAUGAUAUCACAUCUGGGAUGUGGAGACAAGGUGGAGAUUUUUGUGAUUUUUAGGCAUGGACUGGUUGUCAAGAAAACAGCUGUCUAUCUAAUGUAUGAUAAAUCAAUUGACAUCAAAAUGGAGCCUUCUCCUGAGCAAAUGAAAGAGCCAGAACAAGAGCCAAAAAAAGAGGCAGAACAAGAACCAAAAAGAGAGGCAGAAAAAGGGCCAAAGAAAAACUACUUUGUAAGAUGCAUCUGUAAAAUUGUAAUGUGUAAGAUGCAAGAUGAGUAG